Messenger RNA from Medioppia subpectinata, 3595 nucleotides. The record is from the annotation of a GenBank genome assembly. Lineage: Eukaryota; Metazoa; Arthropoda; Arachnida; Sarcoptiformes; Oppiidae.
GAGCACUUUUCAGGUGACUCUCAUUGACUCUCUAUUGACAAUACUAUUGCUAUUGAAUGGCAUUCAGUGUUGAAUGCAUUGAAUGUAUCCGUCAUUCAACUCAAUACUUGACUCCACUAUUAAAUCAAUGUUUUCAUUCAAUUGAUGCCAUUUUGGACACAAUUUAAGCCUUGGUUUUGGUUGAAUUGUGGUCUCAAUUAUUGCAAUCAUUUGAGAUCACGACAAGUGUUUGGUCUGAUUGUGUGAACCGCUCUUCAUAUACCUCUUGUGUAAACAUGGGAUCCAUUGUAUUGUCAUUAUUGUUGUGGUAAUUGGUUUCGCCGAUCGCAACACAUUGACGUCCAGUGACGACAAUAUCACCGAUCGGUUCCACCUCUUGGUCUGUGCGUUGGCCUCACUAUACGAGUGAACGUUUUUGGACACAAAACGAGUCGUUUUGAGCGUUAAAUGUGACCAAAACUGUGUCUUUAUUUCUCAACAAAUAAACGAAACUUUAUUUCAAUUGUAUUUGUAUUAAACGGAAGUCUUUUGCAAAAGCCGUCAAACAAUUCAACCUUUUAUUCAAUAUUUUUAUCACUUUUUAUUUAUGUUGUGUUGAAAUUGACCGCCGAUUAGACGACAAGCAAUCAAACAAUGGCUACUAGUGUUCGGACACCUCUUCAGACGGUUCACGAAUCCGUUGCCACCGAUCAGAACGAUGAGACGAUUCAAAUCAAUCCGAUCCGAACGACAACCAGGACUCGCACGUCAGAAGAGCCACAUAUCGGUCGCUACCGAUUGCUGAAGACUAUAGGGAAAGGAAAUUUUGCAAAAGUAAAGUUAGCCAAACAUUUGCCGACCGGUAAAGAGGUUGCAAUCAAAAUCAUUGACAAAACACAACUCAAUCCAUCGAGUCUUCAAAAACUAUUUCGAGAGGUGAGGAUAAUGAAGAUGUUAGACCACCCGAACAUUGUUAAGCUCUUCCAAGUGAUCGAAACGGAGAAGACGUUGUAUUUGGUGAUGGAGUACGCGAGCGGUGGAGAAGUGUUCGACUAUUUGGUAGCUCACGGGAGGAUGAAGGAGAAAGAGGCCAGAGCUAAGUUCCGGCAGAUCGUGUCCGCUGUCCAGUACUGUCACCAGAAACGCAUCAUUCAUCGAGAUCUGAAAGCCGAGAACCUUUUGCUCGACAGCGAAAUGAAUAUCAAGAUCGCCGACUUUGGGUUCAGCAAUGAGUUCGUGCCCGGACAGAAGCUCGACACCUUCUGUGGCAGUCCUCCAUACGCCGCGCCCGAACUCUUCCAGGGAAAGAAAUACGACGGACCAGAAGUGGACGUGUGGAGUUUAGGCGUAAUAUUGUAUACUCUAGUCAGUGGUUCCCUUCCCUUUGACGGCGCAAAUCUCAAAGAACUUAGAGAACGAGUACUUCGGGGCAAAUAUAGAAUUCCUUUCUAUAUGUCGACCGAUUGCGAGAAUUUACUUAAAAAAUUUCUGGUUUUGAAUCCGGCAAAGAGGGCCUCAUUAGAGAAUAUAAUGAAAGACAAAUGGAUGAACAUAUCCUUCGAAGACGACGAACUCAAGCCAUACAUCGAACCCGAACCAGAUUUAGCUGAACUGCGAAGGAUUGAUAUCUUAUCGUCAAUGGGUUACGGAAGAGAAGAAAUUGAAGAAUCACUUAGGAGUCGAAAAUAUGAUGACAUUAUGGCUAACUAUUUACUAUUAGGAAAGCGCACAACAGAGAACGAAUCGUGUGAUUCGCGGUCGAGUUCGAGCCUUUCUUUGCGCGGAUUGCGUCCGAACGCAGAGAUCACUAGUAAUAGUCAGUCACCAUCUCAUGUGAAAGUGCAGAGGAGUGUCUCCGCGACGGCCAAACCGCGAAGGUUUAGUCACGGAGGAGAUAAUGCCAAUCAAAAUGCGACGAACAGCGCGUCCGCGACCUCCGCCGCCACCACUUAUAAGAAACAAAACGCUUUAGAAGUGAACUCUUCCAAAGACGGCACAAACAAUUCAAACGGUCCGCCCUCUCCUUCUGUGACGAACAGCCGUUCAAUCAAAUCUCCUUCUGGAGGUGUCUUAGACUCUGGAGGUUCUUCAGCCGCUCAAGUACUCAGUCCUUCAAAGAUCACAGCCAUAGGAAUGGGAUCAUUGAGACAAAAGCCCACCACUUCUCCCAUUUCUGCCGCUGUUUUGAAGAACACUUUUAGUGGAAUUCCUCGAAGAAAUACUUAUAAUUAUAACAAUGAAAAGAGUGCGUCCACUGAAAAGGCAUCCAUUAAUGAUAACCCCGGUAACACUUCUGAAGAUAAUUCAAACUCGAGUGCGUCGACAAUAUCUUCUAUUGCGACCCUCAGACCAUCUAAAGGUCACACUAAGUCGGCCUCAAUUUCAGUCGCCGGGCGUAACAAAAGUGAUUUACGUCCUGAUAGUAGUACUGACUCGAGUCGCGUCGCCGGCAGCUCUUCAACCAAAGGUGCGAUCUCUCCGCUGCCGGUCGUGAACCGGGCGUUUCCCAGAGGGACAGUCAAUAGGAGCACAUUUCAUAGCGGACAGACUCGGGAGAGACGACAACCCAAUUUCAAUGGUCCGGGAGGUGUUCCCCUCCAGACACAGGACACGUCGGGACUCUCGAGACAGUCUUUCUUUAGCAAAUUAUCCUCAAAAUUUAGCAAACGUGAACAACUCGUUUGCAGAACAAUGGCUGACGACUCGACAAAACCAAGAAGUCUUCGCUUCACGUGGUCUAUGAAAACCACUUCAUCUCGAGAUCCGAACGAAAUAAUGCAAGAAAUUCGUAAAGUGUUGGAUAAGAAUAACUGCGAUUACGAGCAAAGAGAGAAGUAUCUGUUGCUCUGCGUUCACGGCGACCCCAACACCGACUCUCUGGUCCAGUGGGAGAUCGAAGUCUGCAAACUUCCUCGACUAUCACUUAAUGGCGUCAGAUUUAAACGCAUUUCCGGCACUUCUAUCGGAUUCAAGAAUAUUGCCUCAAAAAUAGCAAAUGAACUAAAAUUAUGACUCGAAGACCACUCUCACUAUUGGAACCAAUCAGAGAUAUAAGAGUGCUUUUAGAAGAGAAAUAUUGCAAUUACUUCGUAGGAGAUUAACACUUAUUUAAUUGUUUAGUAUUAUUAUGUUUUAAUAUUAAUUAUUAUGUUUUAAUUAUUAUAAUUUUUGGACAAAUAUUUGAUGAAUCGGUGCGAAACAAGUUAAUGAUUGUUGUUAUAACUCUUUGGCAACAAAUCUUAUACUUUUUGGAGAAUCUUAUGGUCAUAAAUAUGAAUAUAUUUCUCGACUGAACCGGACAUCAAAAAAGUGAUGUCUUGUGCGACUCUUGAGUUGUUUGGUUUCGAUCGUCACUCAAAACUCAUCUCAACAUUUGUUGUCAUCCAUUAGUUCCACACUUUUUAAGUGAAAACAAUCGCAAAUUAUUUAAUAGUGUUUUUUGUGUACAUUUUUUGAACUCAAUUCUAAAUAUUUAGCAAUUCUUACAUUCAAUGAAAAAACAAACAAUCGAUGAAUAUAUUCAGUGAAAUAUUGAUUUCAAUCGUUAUUAUAAUUAACUUCAUAACAAACGAAGCAAACUGUGAAUUGAAUUAAAAAAUUUAUUCUUUGGUCGAAA